This is a messenger RNA of Rhizoctonia solani, 2052 nucleotides long. RefSeq lists its product as uncharacterized. Bases 1 to 2052 code for a protein of 683 amino acids. The record is from RefSeq and is a predicted model, not a curated record. Lineage: Eukaryota; Fungi; Basidiomycota; Agaricomycetes; Cantharellales; Ceratobasidiaceae. The transcript has 8 exons.
AUGAACGGGUUGCGACUUGUACUCGACCGCGUCCGGGACUCGCCCCACUCUCGUCAAAACUCGAUCGACCUUGAGCCAUCGAGCGCAGCUAUGCCUUCAGUACGAGUUAGACGCAGCGUGGCCGACUAUUCUGCCCUCCCGGAAAGCACUGGUCGUUCUGGGGGCAAGCCAAGAAGGGGCCUGACCGGACUGUUUCAACGCACUCAUCCUCCUGACCCAUUACCCCCGACUCGCAAUGAUGGAGCCCAAGCUAGGCCCCGAGCGCUGACGAGCGAGAGCCAGAGGGGUGCGGAACGAGAUCGCCCGACGUCGGUGGUGCAUCAGUAUUGUACCCAAGCUCGACGAGCGAGUGUUUCUCGACCAAGGCAAAAUUCUCGGCCGCUCGCUGAAAUCGCUAGGCCCGCUUCACCCGUAGAUAUUGGCGGAGGAAAGGAGAGGUCACCGGUCAUUGCAACUGGCUCGGUGGUCAGCCAUGGCCAGGAGGGGUUAUCGUUGGAUCUCGUAAUGGAGCCAGAGGAUAUGCGUGGCGCCGUUGGAAGUGCUCUCAGCUUGCAUUCGCGGGAUCACAUACCCCCAGGAUCAACAUUGACCGAGCCUGAACUUCACCACCAUGACGACGUAGUGGAGCAUCUGUCUGUCAUUGACAAUCACAUCUCGACCGUAUCUAAUCUCUCCAAUGUCUCCAAUACUAUUAUUAUUCCCAACCUCCCCAUCUACAACCGUCGACCGGUCGUUACGCUCCCCACUCUUACCGAAGAAGAUGGUACUGCCGAGAAGGGCAAAGCUACCAAGGACAAUCUCGAUCGGCAUGUUGAAGAUGUCCUCACCAAUCGACGAAAGAUUAAGCGCGCUCUCACUGGGUUUUGGGACUAUGUCAAGACCCCCAUGGGCUUUAUAUCCUUUGUUUACGGAUUUCUAUGCGCAUUUUGGGGCGCUGCUAUUGUCAUUUUCCUUGCCAAGAUUAUCAAUCUCCAUAAUGAAGACCGGCAAGGCUUCUGGGUAGAGAUUAGUUCGCAAAUCGAAAACGCUCUUUUCACUGUUACUGGCGUCGGACUCAUCCCUUGGCGUGUUAUCGAUACAUACCGAAUUGCUAAAAUCUGGCACUACCGUCAAGUUACUAGACGCCUUAGGCGCAAUGCCAAGUUGCCAGCGCUUAUUGAUGGAAACGACCUCCCAGACCCAGUCUACAACCCAAACUAUGUGCACGUCUUGUCCGAUAGGCAGCAGAAAGACCUACACUACCAACAACAAAAAUUCAUGGCUAGUCAGACAUGGUACCGGCCACAUGAGACUGAGACGCACAAGGCCUUCCCAAUCAAGACGGCUCUGUUUAUUUGUUUAUUCAUCGACUUCAACUCGGUCUUCCAGUGUAUGCUGUGUGGAUGCAUGUGGGGCUUGAACCGCUUCGAACGCCCAGCAUGGACAACCGGAACACUCAUUCCUGCCUCUUUCCUCUGCGGUAUCGCGGCCGGUGUGCUCAUCUGGCGAGGCGGAAACCAAACAAAGAAGGUCAAAGAAGUCGAACAACGUCUACGGGAGGCACUCGACAUGGAGUCUCGGGGAGUUGGAAUCGCUGGAUACACUAGUGCACACGAUCAGCCUACCGGCGAAGAAUUUGCGGUAAUCACUCGACCGGGGGAAGCCGUUGAUUCUUCCAACAACGUACCCGUCAACCCAAGUGGAGUAGGAGGUAGCGUCGGUACCGCCGGAAGUGUCGGAAACGCCGCUCUAAACGCCGUCCGAACGCCCAUUGGCCACCUUGCGAAUCGGGACCCGGCGGUAUUGGUACCCGCCGCGCCCCAACCCGUCGUCUCGGGUGUAUCCCCUCAUCCGGGUUUGGUUGAGCGCGAACCCCGAGCGACGAGUGUGAGGUCGUUGAGCUCGGAGGACGGAACUAUGGAAGAUAGCGAGAAAAUGACAGAAAGCGAGAACAGCCUUGGGAAAGCUCGCCAGGGUGGUAACCCCAGCGAGAACGGAGGAACGUCGACUGCGCCUGUCACCCCUGUCGUUGGCGCAGACAAGUUACCAUUGCUCGACCAGAAAAGGCAGUAG